CCUAAACUCCGGGGUCCAUUCCGGUUUAGGUCGUCGGGCCGGGCAAUUUUUCGUUCCGGGAGGAAGGGGAGACUUACCCGUGCUGGAGGUUACGAGUAUCUCCAAGCGAGCGCCAAAACAUAUUUUUUUUCUUCCAUGGAGUUAGUGAAGGAGGGCGAAGAUGACACUAACCAUGAAGGCAGAGAUGAUGAAGUUGCGUCGGUCGGCAGAACGAGUUCGAAAGGCGAUGUCAGCAGCCCUAGUUCCUCAGAUUCCGAGUCUGACGAAGAAGCUGCGGAGGAAGUCCAGAUUGGAGCCCUACGGCAGCAGCUUGAGGAAAACCCUUUGAACUACGAAGCUCAUGUCCAGCAUAUACACCACUUAAGGAAACUCGGACAUGUUGAAAAGCUUCGACAAGCAAGGGAAUCAAUGAAUAAAUAUUUUCCUUUAAGCCCAAAAAUGUGGCAGGACUGGGCAAAAGAUGAGGCUACUCUAAAUCAAGGGUCUGAAAAUUUUGAGGAAAUUGAGAAACUUUAUGAGCGUGGGGUUCAUGAAUAUUUGUUUGUGCCUCUAUGGUGUGAUUAUCUAGAAUUUGUUCAAGAACAUGAUCCUUUGGUGUUAGAAUGUGCACCGGGUGGUUUAUCAAAGAUGAGAACUUUAUUUGAGCGUGCUCUUACUGCUUGUGGAUUGCAUUUUUCUGAGGGCAGCAAUAUUUGGGAAGCAUACAGAGAAUUUGAGCAGGCAGUUUUUCUAACAAUUGAUGGGAGUGAUAAUGAGGAGAAAGUAAAACAAGCUCAACGCAUCCGAGCUCUAUUCCAUCGUCAGUUAUCUGUUCCUUUAGUGAAUCUGAGGUCAACUCUCACAGAUUACAAGCUUUGGGAGGCUGAACAAGGGAAUCUAAAUGAUGUGAACUCCGAGUUUGAUGGAGUUCCUAGCAAUAUUGUUUCUGUAUACCAGAAAUCCCUGGAAAUGGGCAAUGCUCGUGCUUCAUAUGAGGCACAGCUCUCCAAUCAUGAUGCUACUGAGGUUGAUAGACUUCAGCAUUUUGUGGUAUGA
This is a messenger RNA of Dendrobium catenatum, 1035 nucleotides long. Its product is annotated as squamous cell carcinoma antigen recognized by T-cells 3-like. Gene Ontology annotation, molecular function: protein binding. NCBI's taxonomy places the organism in Eukaryota, Viridiplantae, Streptophyta, Magnoliopsida, Asparagales, Orchidaceae. Gene Ontology annotation, biological process: RNA processing. The transcript has 5 exons. The record is from RefSeq and is a predicted model, not a curated record. Bases 136 to 1035 code for a protein of 299 amino acids.